Molecule: messenger RNA, 3688 nt
Organism: Eublepharis macularius
Lineage: Eukaryota; Metazoa; Chordata; Lepidosauria; Squamata; Eublepharidae
Exons: 20
Coding region: 74-2158 (694 amino acids)
Cellular component (GO): cytosol
Molecular function (GO): aldose reductase (NADPH) activity
Source: RefSeq, a predicted model, not a curated record
ACAAGAGGAGGUGCUCAGCACAUAUGAAGGGAACCCUUCUGAACACGGUGCAAAGCAUCCAGGAGCAACAACCAUGGAGGCCUAUGUGGAAAUGAACACCAAGGGGAGGAUGCCGAUCUUGGGGCUGGGGACCUGGCAGGCACCGCCUGGAAAAGUGGAAGAAGCCAUUAAGCUUGCCAUCGAUCUUGGGUACCGCCAUAUUGACUGUGCAUACCUGUACAGGAAUGAAAAUGAAAUCGGCAAUGCUAUUCAGCAGAAAAUCAAAGAAGGGGCAGUGAAACGAGAAGACCUCUUCAUUGUCAGCAAGCUAUGGUGCACAUUCCAUGAAAAAUCCCAGGUGAAGGUAGCAUGCCAGAAAACCCUCGCUGCUUUGAAGUUGGAUUACCUGGAUCUCUACAUCAUUCACUUUCCCAUGGGUUUCAAGGCUGGAGAUGACCUGUAUCCUCUAGAUGAACACGGCAAGGUUAUUCCCAGUAACACUGACUUUCGGGACACCUGGGAGGGAAUGGAAGACCUGGUGGAUGCAGGCCUGGCGAAAGCAGUUGGGAUCUCUAACUUUAACUGCGAGCAGAUAGAAAGACUCUUGAACAAGCCUGGGUUAAGGUACAUACCUGCAAAUAACCAGAUUGAAUGUCACCCGUACCUUACCCAGGAAACUCUGAUUAGUUUCUGCCUUUCCAAAGGGAUCACCGUGUGUGCUCACAGCCCCUUCGGCUCACCAGGAAACCCCCUGAGUACCCUUGGGAAAACAGGCUAUACUUCUCUUCUUAAUGACCCUACAGUGAAGAAAAUUGCAGACAAGCACAACAAAACACCUGCCCAGGUCCUGCUUCGAUUCCACAUCGAGAGAAACGUGCCUGUGAUUCCAAAGACGGAUAAACCACACCACCUCAAGGAGAACCUUCAGGUGUUUGACUUCAAACUGAGUGAUGAAGACAUGAAAACACUCUUAUCUUUGAACAAGCAGUUGAGAGUCUAUUCAAUGCCUGCGUGUACUGAACACAAGGAUUAUCCCUUCCACGGAAACCGGCUGCGGCGCUCGUGUGAAAGCGGCCUUCUUCUAACCCCACCAGGCCCGGCCAACGCGCAAGGGAGCCCGCAGGCCAAGCCGGCCGCUUUCCCUUUGCCCGCAGCCAACCAGAGGAGCGGCUGGCCGGGGAGGAGCCAGGCCCCGGAGACGCCGGCCGGGCUUGCUCUUGCGGGGCCCGGCCGGAGCAUGGCCGCGUACGUGGAGCUGAGCACCCGGGCGAAAAUGCCUAUCUUCGGGCUGGGCACUUGGCAGGCUCCUCCUGAAAGAGUAGAAGAGGCUGUGAAACAUGCCAUUGACCUCGGAUACCGCCACAUAGACUGUGCCCACUUGUACCAGAACGAGGAAGGAAUUGGGAAUGCUGUCCAGCAGAAAAUCAAGGAAGGAGUUGUGACGCGGGAGGACCUUUUCAUUGUUAGCAAGCUGUGGUGUAAUGCCCAUGAGAAAUCCCUGGUGAAGAAAGCAUGCCAGACCUCCCUGGCUCAUCUGAAGCUAAGCUAUUUGGACCUCUACCUCAUCCACUUCCCCAUGGGAUUCAAGGCUGGAGAGGAUUUCAUGCCUAAGGACGAGAAGGGUAUGGUAAUCCCCAGUAACACGGACUUCCUGGACACCUGGGAGGCAAUGGAGGAGCUGGUGGACUGUGGGCUGGUGAAAGCCAUUGGGAUCUCCAACUUCAACCAUGACCAGAUUGAGAGGCUGUUGAGGAAGCCCAACUUAAAGUUCAAGCCUGUGAAUCACCAGAUUGAGUGCCACCCGUACCUUACCCAGGAGAAGCUGAUCCACUAUUGCCAGUCCAAAGGGAUCUCUGUGACUGCCUACCGUCCUUUUGGCGCUCACACCCUUAAUCCUGGGGACCCGAUCCUUUUGGAGGAUCCCAAGGUUAGAGAGAUCGCUGCGAGGCACAACAAGAGCCCAGCUCAGGUUCUCAUCAGGUUUCACAUCCAGAGGAAUGUAGCUGUCAUUCCCAAAUCAGACAAACCGCACCGGCUGGAGGAGAAUUUCAAGGUCUUUGACUUUGAAUUGACAAAAGAGGAGAUGGAGACCCUCCUUGGCAUGAACAAGAACUGGCGGGACUGCACGAUGUUCUACUGUGUCAAUCACAAAGACUACCCCUUCCAUGCCGAUUAUUAGGACUGCACUGGCCCCAGAAACUUCAGCUACGGGAAAGGCGGAGGAAUUCUCUCACUGUACAGUUGGGUUAGCUGAUCCUGUCUUGUGUAUACGUGUGUUGUAGGGGCAGGGGGUGGAGUUCAAGCAGCUAAAACAUGUUUGUGGACCAACAACCCGUCACUCAGCCCUGUCGCUUAGGAUUGUUUUUGAAAACUUUUAAUGUAUAAUUUAACUUAAUAGGAAUUAAAUAACUUAGUAUCAUGGCUGUCCUCAGUAGAUUCAUCUGCGUAUACUCCAGUGUGUAAUAGCUGAUGCCUGUAAAGGGCUGCCCAGGCACAGCCUCUCUCAGGACUGGUUUGAAGGAAAUAAGAACUGUGCAAAGUCUGCAGCUCCUGGUCCCCUGGGAUGGCACAGCUGAGCUGCACAAAGGGAUUUAAGCGCCUUGGGCAGAAGGAGGAACAGAAAUCAGGUUUGAGGAGUGUGAUCCUAGUGGACAAAGAAGUGUGUCUCUAGGAUUUGUAAGAACCGCCACCUCCUACAUGGCUUUGUGUACUCCAUGUCCCCAAAACAAGGGGCAGACAACGUAUUUCGCGCAAAUGAGGGGCAAUGACGCCCCAAGAGACGUUGUUAAUAAAAAUAAGCUGUUUUAUUAAUUAAAAAUUUGGGAGGGGGAGUGCUGUGGUUCAUUUCACCAACUGUGGAAUCCAAGGAGGCUCACAAACAUGGCUGUGGCUCCCAGUGGUGGGAGAUGCAGCUGGAUACAUGUACACAAAAGUAUGAUUUGGAGGAGAAAGGGUGAAGCACACCCCCUCCCCUUCCCCACUCAAAAUUGCAUCUCCGGAAGCUGCUUUUUGGCUAUCUCUGCAUACAUCUGUGUGUAAUGGGCAGUUUCACCCCAACGGUAGAGACAUGCCAAAACUGCUGCAGAGAAGGGGGGGAAAGUCUGGAGGGCCAGAACCCCAAGCCAUAGUCCCCACCACCACCAUCGUUGACUCCAGGCAUGGAUCAGCCUACCUGCCUAUUGCAUUCUCCCACCCUUCCAAGGAAAGGGUAUGGUUUGGAAAGGAGAGGGGGAGGAGGUAGGCCUGUAUCUCUGUAGAACGCAGGUGGAGAACGUGUGUGACUUUUUGCACUGCAUCAAAAACACCCUGAUAUGGGAGCUUUCCACCAGCAAGGAGUUUGUGACCCUGGGGGUGCCAUUCCACCAUGAAAUCUCCCACCAGCUUUCUAAAGCAUGGUUGUCCCUCGUGUAUUUUUCUCAAUGCGGGAAGAGUGGCACAGAGGGUUUUUAAGGUGCAUGGAAAGGCAGUGUCCAGACACCAACAAGCCACAUUCUCCAAGCUCCACUGCUAUGAGGUCCCAACCCAGCUACGUCGGUUUUUGGAUCCUAUCUGCUACGCUCUUAUGCUCUCCGCUGCAAGCACAGGAGUUGGCUGAUGAUGACCCCUCCCACCCAAGCAGGCAGCAUUUCCAAUGGAUGGAGGCAGCCGUAUGCGCAAGGCCCAACUGGAUCGAGUCGUGUAUUCUUCAAAAAUAAGACACCAGCUCAAC